UGCUCUCGUUCGCAAUGAAAUCCGGGCUUGUAGUGAUUGUUCUUUUCCUUUUCCUUCUGAAAGAACAUCCUUUAGCUGGUGCAAACUCAAUCAAGGAUGUAUCAAAGGAAUCCAUUUAUGAGAGUGCUGAAAACAAAUCCAACAGUUAUUGUUUUUCGAUCUUUAAGCCUAUUCUUGAUUAUUUCGUGAAAAAUGCCGACGAAGCCAAAGCUGAAUUGAGAAAGACCAUUGAGGACUUACAGAGUCAGUUGAAAAAUGCGAAGGAUCGAAUCGAAGUAAAAGAUAUACUUAUGAGUGUGAAAGAUGAAAACAUCUCGGACCUACGGAACCACAUUAAAUCGCUUGAGACAACGCUAUCGGAAAGAUCCAAACAGCUUUCGGAGUGCCGUGAGUCUGAUUUUCCGGACACAUGUCCCAGUGGCGGAGCGAAUGAGGUUUACCAAAUAAAACCUCGGGGAAUGGAGCCAUUUAAGGUGCCCUGUGUGUCCUCUGCAGCCGGUUGGACGGUAAUCCAGAGACGUUUCGACGGAUCCGAGAACUUCGACAGGAACUGGACAGAUUAUAGACAAGGAUUUGGAAAUAUCAGGGGAGAAUUUUUCAUUGGCCUGGAGAAACUACAUCGAAUGACCGUCGCUCGACCCCACGAACUCUACAUUAAGCUGGGCAAGGUGGACGGAUCCACCAGUUACGCUCGCUAUGAUGACUUUCAAAUUGGCAGUGAAGCAGAGUCGUAUGAGCUGAAGAAGACGGGGAAGUACUCCGGAGAAGCCGGUGACUCCAUUGCAAUGCAUCUUGGUAAUAAGUUUUCCACAUUUGAUCGGGAUAAUGACAGGGAUACCAGACAUUGCGCCGGUAACAAAUGCGGUGGUUGGUGGUACAAUGACUGUGCUCAAAGUUCGCUCAAUGGACAGUACUAUAAAAAUGGCCAAAGUGACGAAAAAAAUGGAAUUAAUUGGGCUUCAUGGCAUGACUAUACCUAUACGAUCUCGCUAACCUUUGCCGAAAUGAUGAUAAGGCCCAAAUCCCUGUGAGCCGCAUA
Drosophila takahashii is the source of this 1039-nucleotide messenger RNA. Its product is annotated as microfibril-associated glycoprotein 4-like. The record is from RefSeq and is a predicted model, not a curated record. NCBI's taxonomy places the organism in Eukaryota, Metazoa, Arthropoda, Insecta, Diptera, Drosophilidae.